GGGGCUCCCUUGGAGCCAGUCUUAGCUCACCGGCCCACUAUAUAAUAAUGCCAUCGAUCACAUUGCACUGUCUUACUAGCUCCUUUCUCACGAGCUCACCCCUCCUAAUCCAGCAUGAACAGCUACUAUUACUACAAUCGGCGCAACCAGUGGAAAUGGUGGUCGGGGAGAUUGGGGAUGUGGCUCGAACCUACUACGGAUGGUAGACGCUAUCCUGCAGUUAAUAUAGUAAUAUUAACUCCGGACACCUUCCGUUAUGCGGUGGCAAUACAUGCGUUGGGAGACAAACCAAUAUUAACCAAACCCCCUCAGGAUAACUCUCCCGACCAUGUGAUCUCGAUCAAAGAUAUGAAGGAAUGGCAAUCGCGUUGGGACCGGGCUGCUCCACACAAGCUGUUGGUGUAUGAGUUCUACGACAAGAAAUCCACACUGUACAAGGCCAUGGACGAGCUGUUGGAGGACCUCGCCAAGAAGUAUAAAGGCCAGGCAGAGUUCUGCAAGUUGGACGUCGACAACUUCGAGCUUUUGGCGCGGAUUUGCGGAGUGGAGGGAGCGUAUCCGACGUUCGUGCUAUUCAAGAACUGCAAGCAGGUGGGCAAGGUCGUCGGCCUCAAGGAAGACGAACUCCAGCAGAGCAUCAAGAAAGCGCUGACUGACUAGCUAGUACUCAAUAAUUUUCGUGUGAAGACAUAUAAUAUGGCGUUCAUAUAUAUACGCAUCAGGAGUGCGAGGUACAUGUUGUACAUGCUACGUAGAAUAAGCAUGGUACGAAACUUGUCGAGAGAUGUUGAGUAUUAGAUGUAUUUAUCUCUGUGGUCGACCACACAAUAAUCUAUUCUGCAGCCGGACGGGUGAAUCCGACUGAGCCACCGGCAAACCGUGGUCCAACCCGUUGUGCUUCUGCAGCUCAAAGCCUC
Messenger RNA from Panicum virgatum (switchgrass), 917 nucleotides. RefSeq names its product thioredoxin H-type 2-like. The coding region runs from base 115 to 660 and encodes 181 amino acids. The record is from RefSeq and is a predicted model, not a curated record. The transcript is spliced from 4 exons. NCBI's taxonomy places the organism in Eukaryota, Viridiplantae, Streptophyta, Magnoliopsida, Poales, Poaceae.